CUCAUGGAGACAGCAUCUGAGUUUUAAGCCGAGCUGAUCGGUGAGGUUGUGGAUCCGCAGCGGGGGCUGGUGAGCUCGUGUCUGGGUCAUGUUGUGAAAAUGUCUCCUCCAGCAGCAGCAGCCUUGUUUUUAAACUUUAACCCCGGAGGCUCUGACGCGCAGGCGGCAGAGACCUGGUGGCGGCUCCGCGCACAAACUUCAGGGGGAGCAUGAGGAGCAGCUCCGCGGGAGGAGUUCGUUGUGUGGAGGGGCUGCUCCGACCUGAAAACCCCGAGAGUCUCCUUGAAUGAGGCGGCGUGUUCUCACCUCCUCCUCCUCCUCCUCCUCCACCUCCACCAGGCUGCAGGAAGAGGCUCCGAGGUCCCACCGGCGGAGGGGGACUCGGCGGAGCGACUCCAGACUUCCGUGCUGGAAGUAGGACUGUGGAGCGGACAGGCCCGCAGCUCGGGCCGCCUGCAGGGACGCGACCCGCUGCUCCUCCAGCGGGGGGACAACCAGUGAGUUUGAGUUCCAGCCUCCUUCCGUGACUCCAGAGAAAGUUGAGAAAAGAAACCCAGAGUUUAUGGCCACUUGAGUGCGCAAUUACGCACGCCUACCUAGCCUGCACACGCGCUCCCUUUGUUGUGGAGCGGACUCUCAGCUGAAAGUGACAUUCUGCCUCCAGCUGUGGUUGAUCCAGCUGUUGUCCAGGUGGGUGUAUGAGGAUGGUGGAGAGCCGCAGCUGUGUCCAGAGGGAGGGGGUGUACCGCUGGUUCUCCUCCCUCACCUCAGCCCAGAGAGCCGAGUUACUGUGCGGACUGCUGGACCUCUGCGUGCCCAUCGAGCUGCGCUUCCUCGGCUCCUGCCUGGAGGACCUGGCCCGCAAGGACUACCACUCGCUCCGGGACGCGGAGAUCAGGGCCAACAACCCCGCGGACCUGUCGGGCCUCACCAACAUCACCGACGAGGUGGUGCGCAGCAAACUGCUCGUGUCCCUCGCGCUGCUCGGCUCGGACAACCGGGAGGCGGCGUGGGUCCUGUACCGGACCCUGACCCACACGGACACGGUGAUUAAUAACUAUGGGCUGGCGCUGAACGACGGGAGGACGGAGGAGCAGUUUCUGCUUCUGUUCACCAUGGCCUCCAACCACCCAGCCUUCAGCUUCCACCAGAAGCAGGUGCUGAGGCAGCAGCUCAGCCAGAUCCAGGACAUCCUGCAGAGCCAGAGCAGAGAGGCCGGCACCGCCUCAGGGUCGGGGGUCACCGCCUCAGGGUCGGGGGUCACCGUGGGACGAGGAGACCAGGCAGUCGACCUCAGCCCUCCUGUCCAAGACCUCCCCCCUCCUCCUCCUCCUCCACCACCACCUCCUCCACCUCCACCUCCACCUCCACCAUCUCCUCCUCCUCCUCCUCCUCCUCAUCUCCCCCUCUCUCUACCUGCUGGACAAGGCCUGGACGCAGCAGCAACAAAGACGCACCAGGGGAAACCAGGAAAAGUGGUGAUCGAGAGGCUGGCGCUGAGAGGAGUGACACACACGACUGAAGACACCAGGGAAUAUGUGUUCGAGGUGAGCUGGUCAGAUGGUUUUGUGUUGUCCGUUGUCCGAACUCAUCAGGAGCUGACGGAGCUGUUGUCCCAGCUGUCACAGGCGUUUCCUGAUGACGGAGUGGAGAAGCUCCUCCUUCAGUCCACAGAGCCUGAUCCCAGGUGUCUGACAGCGCUGCCCGGCCACGUCCUCCAGCACCACAGCGUCCAGCUGUUCUUCACCUCCACCAGGCCUCUCUCACCCAACUGUCCUUCCUCCCUCUCUUCCUCCUCCCCCCCUUCACCCUCCUCCCCUCCCACGGCUCCCGUGGCCCCGACCUGCCCGUUCACCUCCAGCUCCAAUCUGGGCUGUGCGCUUCAGUACCGAGGAGCUAACAGGGCGGUGUACCGAGUGGCCAGCGUCCAGCCCGUGGUCAGCAGCCACAGCUCCGUCCUGACCCGCUCCGCCCCCCACCUCUCCUCCCUGCCACCUCCUCUCCCUCCCUCCCUUCCUCCUCCCCAGCUGUCCUCCCUCUCUCCCGCUCUGCCGCCGCUGCCCUGCCAGCGCUCCAUGGCGUGCGGCGGCGGUGAUAACUCCCCCCAACACAGUCCGUCGCAAUCCUUCCCUCAACACUCCCCACACCACCUCCUCCUCCCCCAAACUGGCGCUCAGCCGGCGUCCCUCCACCAGCCGGCGUCCCUCCACCAGCCGGCGUCCCUCUCACAUUCCCUGUCCCUUCCAUACUCGCCGUCCCGCUCCCUGUCCCACGCCCAGCCGCCGCCGCCACCGCCGCCGCCGCCCGGCACCGCGGAGCAGAACGGGAUCCUGGACUGGCUCCGCAAGCUGCGGCUCCAUAAGUACUACCCCGUGUUCAAACAGCUCACCAUGGAGGAGUUCUUGGCGCUGACAGAGGAGGAUCUGAACAAGUACGACUUGACCCAGGGAGCGAAGAAGAAACUGAAGACGCAGCUGGAGCUUCAAAACAGGGAGAUGAAAAUGGAGAAGCGUUCCUGCAGGGUGACGCCCUCCAGUCACAUGGGACCCUCCACACACAUCUCCACCUCAGGAGAGCUGCGUGUGGAGGUGGAGGCUGCGUCGCACCAUCACCCCGUCUCCACGGACAGCAGCUCCUCCUCGGGCUACUCCAGCUCCUCCUGCUCCCCCCGGACGCCGCACUGCUGCGACUCCUCCUUCGACAGGAGCAGGGACAUUCACCGGCGAGUGUCGGGUCCAGACGGCGGGGGGGGAGCCCCGGAGAAGGACCGGUCCUGCCUCUUCCUCCUGAGCUCCAGCUGUCCCUCAGGCUCCAGUCGUCCCACGGCCCAGGUCCUUCCCGUCCAGACUGAUCCAGCUCCUCCCCACCCUCCCUCCUGCUCCCCCCACCUCCCCUUCGGCCUCCCACAGUCUCCCUACCACCCGCAGGCCAGCUACCCACAGACCCUCCUCUGCCCGGUCUCGAACACGGCACGCAUCCUGACCUCCCCACGCAAGCCCCGGCCCCCCCCGCUGUGCACGGAGGACCGGAUGAAGCCGCUGGGCUCGGGUCUGCCAGCGGCGGCGGGGGGGUUCAGUCCGGGGCUCGGCGGGGGGGUGAGGCUGGAGAACCUGUUCCCCGGGCUGAGCGUGGACGGCUCGUCUUCCCUCCAGGACGCGGCGGUCUGUCGCAGCCUGGGGGGGGGCGCCGUGGGGCUGAUGGUCGAAACCAGCUCCGCUCUGACCUCCACCUCCAACAGCCUCCACCACGUCUCCCACCCCCCGCUCCACUUCCACCUGUCAUCCUCCUCAUCCCCCUCUCCGUCUGGAUACUACUCCUAUCCUCCGUCUUCCUCUUCUUCCUCCUUCUCUUCUUACUCCACCUCCUCCUGUCCCUCCACAAAGACCGGCUCACUGUCUGGGAGUUUGGGUGGUGGCUUUGCUUCCAUGGCCAGCAGCAGUGUUCCUGUGGCCGCGGUGCCCGGCCACACGUACUACCCUGCCCCGCCGACCUCCAGUCCCUCCCCUUCACCGUCCUCUGCCUCCUCAUUGGAUCAGAACUCAGGCCACACCCCUUCCGUGUGUGUUUGCAGCUCCUGUGGCUGUCGGGGGAACUGCGGCGCCUACGGAGCGGUGCCCGGGUACCACACGGCCGGCUACCUGCAGCCCUUCUCAGCCGGCCCCUCCCUCUUCACCCUGGGUCCUCUGCUCCACCUCAGCCCCCUGCUGGCCUCGCCCGGCGCCACCGGCUCCACGCCCUUCUCCUACCCGAUGAUGAUGCCUCCGCCCCUCUACCGCCACAGCCCUGUGUCACAUGACCAGCAGCAGGGCUUUGGCUUCUACCAGCCCCAUGGCAUCAUGGGAAACGGAGGCCAGAAGCGGGCGGGGGGGAGCCUGUCGUGUUAUAACUGUGGAGCUAACGGCCACAGAGCAGAGGACUGCAAACAGCCGCCCAUGGAUUCAGUGCAGCAAGGGACAUUUCGAUUGAAGUACACCCCUCGCUCAGACAGUAAGGACUCGGGGGACUAACCAGCAGCUGGGAUCUGAACCAUCGUCCUCCAGAGACACCUGAACCUCGUGCUCCUGCUGAGACAGAGAAAAAGGGACGUGCACUCAGACGGCCUGCGUCCACCAGCCUGUUCACAGACUGACAGCAGAGACCUCUUUCAUCCUCUUGAAUUCCUCUGCAGCAGAUAAGAGAGACGAGAGCAGGAUGGAGCCUUUGUAAUCGGAUUACUCCUCCUCCCUCCUCAGAUCUCCUCAGAUACAAAGGUCCCAAGGGGAGGUGGGAUUUGUAAACUCUGCCACGCUUCAUUUCAGAGACUGAACUCUGACUCAUCCACAGAGGAAACAGACAAUCAGACACGUGACCUGUGGCGAGGAUUCAUCCAGAGAGAGUCUCAGAUUGAUCACUGAGCUCAGGUUCACAAACCAAAGGCUCAGCACUGCAGCUUCCUGGUGACGUCCUGCAAACUACUUGUUCUAAAUCACAAAACUCAGUUAAAAGGUUUCAUCUUCUAGUCUAGAGACAGACUGGUUACUGUGGGAAUCUACCAGUGACGUGCCUCUGGUACAGCUCAGCUUUAAAACCUGGAUUCUUCUGUACGUCGUUUGAUUUUCCUGAAUUACUCAUGGACCUUCAAAGCUGUGUCUCACUGCCACACUACACACUAAUUAUAUGAUAUAGUGUAUUCUACUUUCACCAGUUAUAUGAGAGGUCAAUAUACAUAACUGUUUUAAAUGGUAAACGGCCUGUAUUUAUAUAGAUCUUGAAUAGUCUUGAUCACCACUCAAAGUGCUUUACAGUACAGUUUUUUGCCUUUCACACAUUCACACACACAUUCAUAUUGUGCAUCUAUGGGCAGCACUUUACCUAUGAGGGGUCCAGUGUCCCCCCCCCCUCGGCCACAGUAAACAGUAGAUGAUGCAAAACAUGCAAAGACGAUCAAACAGCCACUUUAAAACUGCACUGUCCAUUUCACUUGAUAGAAGCAGCUACAUUUUGUUAUUAAUUAAAAUUUUCUGCAGGUUAUUUACAGCAUCAAAGACAAAUUAAUUCCUAAAUUAACAGUGAUUCCAAAUAUGUCGUUAUCAAACCCUUCUGACACAGAAAUGUACAUGGAGACAAGAUAUUUUACAGUUUCACCAAAAACACACAAAAACAACCAAACAUAUAGAACUAGAAGCAAGAAAAUAAAAAAAUUGAUGUCAAAUAUAAAACCAAACACUUUCUGCAUCGUUUACAUUUUGCAAACACAGAC
Messenger RNA from Pleuronectes platessa (European plaice), 5239 nucleotides. It is a transcript of the gene zcchc14, whose product is annotated as zinc finger, CCHC domain containing 14. Lineage: Eukaryota; Metazoa; Chordata; Actinopteri; Pleuronectiformes; Pleuronectidae. The coding region runs from base 699 to 4007 and encodes 1102 amino acids. Gene Ontology annotation, molecular function: phosphatidylinositol binding; zinc ion binding; protein binding. The record is from RefSeq and is a predicted model, not a curated record. The transcript has 13 exons.